Penicillium bovifimosum is the source of this 303-nucleotide messenger RNA. RefSeq lists its product as uncharacterized. The record is from RefSeq and is a predicted model, not a curated record. NCBI's taxonomy places the organism in Eukaryota, Fungi, Ascomycota, Eurotiomycetes, Eurotiales, Aspergillaceae. The coding region runs from base 1 to 303 and encodes 100 amino acids. The transcript has a single exon.
AUGCCUAAUCCUCCACUAUCCAGAAGCUGGGCGGAAAUUCGCCUGGCUUUAGAACACGCUCGGGAUGGCGAGGACGGCCCCGGUAACACCGAAAGCGCUGCAGUCCUGGAGGCUGCCAUCACCGAACUUUGGAAUCGGAUUCAGGCACAGCCAGAUAACUACGUGUUGAGCCCAGACGAGUUUGCCCUCUUCAAUUAUUUUCUCGCCUCGCGAUACCGCGGCUCUCCUGUCGCCCAAAGCGCCGUGGCUCGCUUUUGGAACAACUAUCAAGCGACCACCAAUUGCGACGGUGUCACCAAGUAG